GUCUCUGGCUGCUAAAGAGCAGUAUAAAAACUGAGGGAUGAACAGUCAGCAGCUAAGAGAGGACAGUGCGAUUUGCAGACCACUGAACAGGUGAUUUGGGGAGGAAUCGCCAUGGAGCCUGGGGAGUACAAACAGAGAGGGAAAGAAAUGGUGGAUUACAUUUGCCAAUACCUGACCAAUGUGAGAGAGAGACGGGUGAUUCCUGAUGUGCAGCCUGGCUAUAUGAGAGUUCAGUUGCCAGACAGUGCACCCAUGGAGUCAGACAGCUGGGACGACAUCUUCAGAGACAUUGAGAAGAUUAUUAUGCCUGGGGUUGUCCACUGGCAGAGUCCACAUAUGCAUGCCUAUUUUCCAGCUCUUAACUCCUGGCCUUCCCUGUUGGGAGAUAUGCUGGCUGAUGCUAUUAACUGCUUGGGAUUCACAUGGGCCUCCAGCCCAGCCUGUACAGAACUGGAAAUGAAUGUCAUGGACUGGCUGGCUAAACUGCUGGGUCUCCCAGAAACAUUCCUGCACCAUCACCCAGACAGCAGGGGAGGCGGAGUACUCCAGAGUACUGUGAGCGAAUCCACCCUUAUUGCUCUGCUGGCAGCAAGGAAAAAUAAAAUCCUGGAGAUGAAGGUUUCUGAGCCAGAUGCUGAUGAGUCAACUCUGAACUCUCGGCUCAUUGCUUACGCAUCUGAUCAAGCUCACUCGUCCGUAGAGAAGGCAGGCUUGAUUGCUCUCGUGAAGAUGAAAUUUCUGCCUGUGGAUGAACAGUUUUCCCUCAGAGGCAAGACCCUGAGGAGAGCCAUUGAAGAGGACAGGAAACAAGGCCUAGUCCCUGUCUUUGUUUGUGCAACUUUGGGUACCACUGGAGUCUGUGCUUUUGACAGCCUAGCAGAGCUGGGUCCCAUUUGUGACACAGAGGGACUCUGGCUUCAUAUUGACGCUGCAUAUGCCGGAACUGCAUUUCUGUGCCCAGAAUUUCGAUCAUUUUUGGAUGGAAUUGAAUAUGCAGACUCGUUUACUUUUAACCCUUCCAAAUGGAUGAUGGUUCAUUUUGAUUGCACUGGAUUCUGGGUCAAAGACAAGUACAAAUUACAGCAAACCUUCAGUGUUAAUCCUGUCUACCUCAGACAUGCCAACUCAGGGGCAGCCACUGAUUUCAUGCACUGGCAGAUUCCACUGAGUCGCCGCUUUCGUUCUUUGAAGCUCUGGUUUGUGCUUCGCUCCUUUGGGGUGAAAAAGCUUCAAGCACACGUCAGACACGGCACUGAAAUGGCCAAAUACUUUGAAUCUUUGGUCAAAAGUGAUCCCUUCUUUGAAGUCCCUGCCAAGAGGCACCUUGGACUGGUUGUAUUUCAUUUAAAGGGCCCCAACUGGUUGACAGAAAAGCUCUUGAAAGAACUGAAUAAUUCUGGCAGGCUCUUCCUCAUUCCAGCUACCAUCCAUGACAAGUUCAUCAUCCGCUUCACUGUAACGUCCCAGUUCACAACCAAGGAGGACGUUCUGCGAGACUGGAACAUCAUUCAACAAACUGCUGCCCAAAUCAUUAACCAGCAUUACAUGCAGCACCCCCUCAACUCUGCUGAUGGGGUGAAAUCCCCUAAUUUACUAAGUAACACCAAUCCUCAUGCUGUUAAUAUUACUUCUGAGUUUUCCAAAGAUGAAGGAAAAUACAAAAUACCUUCCAGAAAAAUAAUCGUGCAGCCUAAAAAGGUAGCAAUCAGUCCCACUAAAUUUGUGGUCAGUCAGCAGCUGGAAGGCCAGGUGGACUCUCUGGAUGACUGUUUUCCAGAAGAAGUCCCAGAUGUCUCCAAACAUAAGUUGUCCUCUUUCCUAUUCAGCUACCUGUCUGUUCAAGAUAAGAAAAAGACAGCACGCUCCCUCAGCUGCAACAGUGUGCCCACAACCAGCUUUCGUGAACUCAGCAACCCAAAGGCAGCAACCUCCGAGAAGAUCAGCUCUCACGACGAGGAUAAAAUCUUCUCCAAGCUGCCUGAAGAGGUCAUGAUGCUCAAAAAAAGUGCCUUCAAAAAACUGAUCAAGUUUUACAGCGUCCCUAGCUUUCCCGAGUGCAGCAUUCAGUGUGGUAUUCACCUGCCUUGCUGUCCUCUGCAAGCAAUUGUUUAAUGUGCAAAACAAAUUGGUCCUUAAGGUCUCCCCAGGUAGAAGAGAACCAAAGGUUGCUUAUUCAUAUGCAAUAUUAUUGUAUUCAAUAUGUAAACAGCAUGAGAGAUCAUUGAGUAAAUUCCUGUGCUUGUAUUGAAACAAAACACUUGUGUAUUUAUUGAUGGAAAAAAACAAAUAAAUCAGUUAUGCACAUUA
Molecule: messenger RNA, 2307 nt
Organism: Gavialis gangeticus (Gharial)
Lineage: Eukaryota; Metazoa; Chordata; Crocodylia; Gavialidae
Gene: HDC
Product: histidine decarboxylase
Exons: 12
Coding region: 112-2112 (666 amino acids)
Biological process (GO): histamine biosynthetic process; L-histidine catabolic process
Molecular function (GO): histidine decarboxylase activity; pyridoxal phosphate binding
Source: RefSeq, a predicted model, not a curated record